This is a messenger RNA of Stylonychia lemnae, 1206 nucleotides long. The record is from the annotation of a GenBank genome assembly. NCBI's taxonomy places the organism in Eukaryota, Ciliophora, Spirotrichea, Sporadotrichida, Oxytrichidae.
AUGAAUAAAAGUUCAAAAUCUCACCCACUUGAAUAAAAAUCCUCUCAACAGUAAAAUAGCCGUACCUAACACCAAUAGCAAUCAUCUGUCACAUCAUAAUAACCAGAUAAGUAAAAGUAUCAGAUACCAAUGAAAGCUAAUCCUGACCUUAUAAUCUAGGCUUAGAGAGAUAUUUCUCUUGAUAAAAAUAAGUCUACUCAGAAUCAAUAGGUUCAUAAAUCUAAGAAAAAGAAGCAUACUAGAAAAACAAGGCAUCUGAAUAGCAUCGAAGAGGUGACUGAUGGAAAUGAGGAGUCAGUAAGGACUGUGAUUAAGAUUAUUCCCAUGAAGAACCUCGAGAUACUAUUUAUCGGAGCACCUAAGGUCGGCAAAACUACUCUCAUUAAUAAAUUAAUGGAAUAAGAUGAUAAUAAUGACUUGAAGGAAAAGAAAGAAUAUUAGACCAAGUAGCUGGCCACUAUAAAAGAAAUUGCCGAUGAUGAUAAAAGCACAAAGAAGGCAGAGAUCAUUUCAAAGCCUUACAUAUAUGGUGUAGGCAUGGAGGUGCAUAAAAAAGAGCAUAUAUAUAAAAAUGGGGAGACUGUUAGACUUAGUAUCUGGGAUCCUACAAUUACUCAGCUUCCAAAGGAAAGAGCUCUGGCUAGAAAAAAUAAGCAGUAAGCAGAGUAGAAACAAGGUCUUCUCAAGUCUUUAUUCAGUAAGAAGUAAGAUGAUUCACAGAGCGGAUAAGAUGUGGAGCUGCCAUUUAUAGAAGAGUUCUAGUUAAACACUAAUGAGGAAUUAGCAAAUGACUAUUUAAAAUCAGGCACAUAUCAUGUAGCUGUGUUUGUCUUUGAUUUAACAAAUCACUUAUCAUUUAACAUGCUUGAAGAUUGGUUUAAUCACUUCAGGAAAGAUUGCUUUAAAUCCUCCAAAAUAUCAAAUAUUGCAAUCAUUGGUACAAAAAAGGAUCUUGGCAAGAGAGGCAUACCUACUAAAGCAGUAGAAGAUUGGGUAGUAGAUCUGCAGGAUGAGCUAUCAUCUUCGUUUUAGAGAUUAAAAUACUUCGAAAUUAGUGGACUAAAAGAUGAAGGCAUAAAAACACUGAGAGAUUGGAUUAUUUAAAAUGCUCUUGAAAAAUAUGAUAGCAUAGAAAAACGCAGGUACAUUAAAUCUGAUCCCUAUGUUAAGAACAGAGAAUGUGGAUUAGAUUGCUCUAUAUUUUGA